GGGUUACGGGCGUGAUGUGCAGACUUGUUAAAAAAGCUAAAUGUCAAAAUUCAAAAUGGUAAAUAAAUGCAGUGUGAUUUGUGUGGUGCACUUUGUGAUUCAGUAACGAAACAACAAUGUUUUCUUCAAUUAAAAACGUGUUAGUUCGCGUCCGAUCUCGGUACCGGCGUUGCGUAGAGAUGAAUCGCAGCAGUUAUUGGAAGCUACAGAUGUGCGGUACGGAGGAGGAGAUGCGCGAGGUGGCUGGCAGAAUCUGCAGGAACUACCUGCACGGCGCCUGGAAGAGCACGGACCCGCGGGACCUGGACUUCAAGCGGAUCAGCGGCGGGCUGUCCAACUUCCUGUACUACGUGGCGCUUCCCUCGGAGCCGGCCAAGCUGGGCGGCUUCCGGCGCGAGAGCUCGCCGGACGCCGACCAGGACCUCAAGCUCAAGAAGCAGAUGCUCAGCGCGCACUCUUUCUCGCUCGAUGAGCCGAAGAAGGUGCUGCUGCGCAUCUACGGGCAGGUGCACGGCGAGCGCGCGAUGGACGCGAUCGUGACGGAGUCGGUCAUCUUCACGCUGCUGUCGGAGCGCCGCCUCGGGCCCAAGCUGCACGGCGUCUUCUCGGGCGGCCGCAUCGAGGAGUACAUACCGGCGCGGGCGCUGCUCACGAAGGAGCUGUCCGAGCCGGCGCUGUCCAUGAAGAUAGCGGAGAAGAUGGCCGCCAUACACUCGAUGGACGUGCCGCUGUCCAAGGAGCCCAACUGGCUGUGGAAGACCAUGGCCAAGUGGCUGCGCACCGUCAAGGAGGAGCGGCUCGCGGCGCUGCCCGCCAACAUGCGCGCGGAGGAGCGGCGCGUGGCGGAGCGGCUGCGCGCGGUGGAGUGGGAGGCGGAGAUCGAGUGGCUCAAGCGGCUCACCGCCGCGCUCUACUCGCCCGUCGUCUUCUGCCACAACGACAUGCAGGAGGGUAACAUCUUGAUACUGGAGGACGAAGUGGAGACGGGCGGCGAGGGCUCCGGCAUGGAGGGGUCCGGGGCGGAGGCCGCGGCGGUCGCGGGGGUCGUGGGGGCGGGGUCGGAGGGCGAGGGGGUGGAGGGUGUGGAGGGGGGCGAGUACGCGUACAAGGAGGCGGACUCGGCCUCGCUGUCGUCCGCCGAGCUGGGCGAGCCGCGGCUCGUGCUCAUCGACUUCGAGUACUGCGCAUACAACUACCGGGCGUUCGACAUCGCCAACCACCUGCAGGAGUGGUGCUACGACUACACGAACCCGGAACAUCCGUUCUACUACGAGAACUACGAGAACGCGCCCACGCUCGAGCAGAAGGAGAUCUUCAUCAAGGAAUACCUGAAGCACGCGGGCGAGCCGGACGCGGCGGAGAGCAUCGACGAGAUCAACCGGCUGCUGGACGAGAUCGACGCGUUCGCGCUCGCCAGCCACCUGUUCUGGAGCCUGUGGUCCAUCGUGAACGCCAGCAAGAGCCAGAUACCCUUCGGCUACUGGGAGUACGGCCUGUCCCGGCUGGAGACGUACCUGCGGCUGAAGCAGGAGCUGAUCAAGAAGGAGAAGUACGGGUUCCCGCAGAAGAGGAAGAUCUGCGAGGUCGACAUUUGAGGCGCCGCCCGCGACUGAGCGCGCACUGCACUGCACCGCAGUGUGUAGUGCACUGCACUCUACGGUGUACUGUAUCGUACGCUGUGGUGUACUGCACUGCCCGGUACGCCAGCUUAGCGUACUGCACUGUGUCAUCGAGUACUGUAAUGGACUGUUAAACGUACUGCAGCGUACGGGCCGCCACUGUGCUGUAUCAUACGCCACUGUGCGGUGGCGCCGCGCCGUCGACUUCUUAUAAAUAUUCUCGCCUCAACUGUGUACAGAAAUCUGCGAUAUCUGUCUGUUCCUCGGUAUACCUAAAAUAUUACCAAAAAUAUCGUUAUUUAGAUAUGAUAAAAACUGUUUUUGGUUUCAGUAUUAAUUAUUAAACUAUUGCAAUGUGUUUUAUUUCAAAAAUGUUUGUGCAAUUGUGAAUGCUGUGGAUACAGCUAUUGGCAUUUAAAAAUAAUGAAAUAAUAAUUUUUCGAAGUAUUUUCUGAUGCCAAGUCAAGCAAUAACGUGUAGUGAACUAUGAGCUUUAUGUGUUGCUCUCGAGAAUUGAAUAUUGUAUGUACUUAUACAACAGCAGUUCUUAUUAAUAUUAUUGUAAAAAAAAUUAUUUAUUAGUUAUGAUUUCUACAAAAAUAUGAGGAAAAUUAUUUUUAUUAUAUAAGGCCGUUUAUAACAAAGCUUAAUAAACGGUUAAAUGAGUUGUAUUCAUUUUGUAAAUAAAUUAUGGACUAUUAAAAAAAUCUACAUUAUUUGUUAAAUUGUAAUACGUAAAUGAUUAGUCACACAUCUGUAUACAAAAUAAAAUAAAAUAAAAAAAACACAAAAAUAUUAACUUCCUCGUACUGUUUGUUCAAAUAGAUUUGUAGUAAGUCAAUCGCCUUACAGCUAUCUCUGUCUAACUCGAUACGAUGGACAAGGACGGCACAUCGCAGCGUUUCGUAAUUUUGUACAUUCGUCUCUCUCUAACGUAGCGAAGUAGACAGAGACGGCUAGAUAUCUCUCCAACGGGAAGAGAAAUGAAUAUAUUGUAUAUAGUAAAAAUAUGUAAGUCGUUAUGUGAUAUAACACAUGUACAUAUAAUUAAUUAUUCGACUGCAGUGUGACGUCGACUGCGACUCGACUCCGCCAUCUUUGUUUUUCGUGUAACUUUAAAUUGAAUCGACAUUUUAAAUGAUCAUUGACACAUGUGACCAAUAUGGAAGACUCUUUAUUUUCAAAUAUAAUUAUAUUAGGCUCGCGUAUGUAGUAAUAUCGAAUAAAUAAUGUAAAAAAGUGACAAUCGAGUCAAGUGAGAGAACUCGCGCUAAAAACUCGCUAAUUCAGUAUUCGCACAAACAUUCCUUGUGAUCGCCUAUUCGCCGUCUCGCUCUCGCCUGCGUAACGGCGCCACGGUCAGAGCGGGAUGGAGCUAUUUUGGUAUUCGGCUUUUUGAUUCAUUCGAUAUGCGGGAGAGAAAUGAGUGCCUUUGGGUGGAAUUAAUGUUAGACGACGUAAAAUAGUUAGAUGGAACUAAAUACGGGGAUAGACAAAUUUUUCGUAUCACUUUUUUACGACUAGCUGUUGCCCGCAGCUUCGCACGCGUGGACAACAUAAAUGAUCGUAGUACUGACUUUUGUCCCUUAUUUUACCUCCUUGGAGGGAGAAUUUUCAAAAUCCUUUCUUAGCGGAUGCCUACGUCACAACAUCUAUCUGCAUCCCAAAUUUCAGCCCGAUCCAGGUCCAGUGGUUUGGGCUGUGCGUUGAUAGAUCACUUUGUCAGUCAGUCGCCUUUGAGUUUUAUAUAUUUAGAUUUCCCGUAGUACAAUAUGUAUGACGAUGCAUCGCCCUGUUGGGAGGAUAAUUUUUAAAUUAUUCAAGUGAUUUAAAAGCGAUUUGUUCAAAUUUUGAAUUUCGAUGUAAUCAAAAGAACCUGUAAAACUACCACGUGGGUGAAUUUGUGACAAAUCUGUAUAUUCGUAAUAUAAUAUAUUAUAUUAUAUGACUUCCAGUGUCCCGACUAUGCACUCAACUAUGCUCAAUACAAUACUAGAUGGCGCUGCUCGCUCUUCACUAUAGAAAACCCUAACGAAUAAUAAUGUCUACGAUUUUCUCCUAGUUAUUUCUAACCUCGAAUAGCGUUCGCAAAUUUUAUUUGUGGUGUAAUCUCGAUGAUUUAUUGUAAAUGAAAUGUUUGCCAAAAAUCGAGUGAAAAUAGGUAUUUACUAUAUAGUAAUUGUAGGUUUCGCUUUUUUUAUUAUUUUGUAUAUUUUUUUUUUAAUUUACUCUAAAGAUAGCAUUCUACUUCAGAAAAUAGACUAUGAAAGGUACAACAUAUAACAUUUUUGGGAAUUAGCCAUUAUUUAAAUUAGCUUCAAUUAUUAUUAUUAUAAUCGAUUGUAAGAUUCCAAUAAUUACAAACCUAGAUUAGCGCCAAAAUGUUAGUUUUCGGCCGCUUGCAUUCGUCUCGCUUGCACAACAUAACAAAUUAACGUGCUAUCUCGCUCGUACCCGUCAUGUCGUGUGAACAAUUUGAAAUUAUUGGCGCCCACAUCACAAUAGAAUAAGAGACGAUAAAUCUAAACAUACAAUACCCUAUUCAUUGGAAAUUGAAUCGUGAAAGUUUUUAUUGACAAAU
This is a messenger RNA of Zerene cesonia (dogface butterfly), 4200 nucleotides long. RefSeq names its product choline/ethanolamine kinase-like. The record is from RefSeq and is a predicted model, not a curated record. The transcript has 10 exons. Gene Ontology annotation, cellular component: cytoplasm. Gene Ontology annotation, molecular function: choline kinase activity; ethanolamine kinase activity. Bases 180 to 1595 code for a protein of 471 amino acids. NCBI's taxonomy places the organism in Eukaryota, Metazoa, Arthropoda, Insecta, Lepidoptera, Pieridae. Gene Ontology annotation, biological process: phosphatidylethanolamine biosynthetic process; CDP-choline pathway.